AUCCUCCUUCAAUUGUUAAUUCCACUUCUCUCAUCUCCCUGGAUCAAUAAACUUGUGUCUCUCUCUUCUUUAAACUUGGAUUAUUGUCAGCUUAACAUUACCAAUCCUCCUUCAAUUGUUAAUUCCACUUCUCUCAUCUCCCUGGAUCUCGGGUGGAAUGCAUGGGAUGCCAUGACCCUUCUAUGGUUAUCUAACCUCACAAGACUUGAGAAUCUCAAUCUACAUGAGAAUCUCAAUAAUUAUACUUCUAGCUUCAAUUCUUCACAGUUAAUUCCAUUUUGUAAGCUCCUCAAUUUGGUUUCCAUGGAUCUCAGUGAUGAUUCUUUUCAAGGUCGUGAUAAUUCUUUUCAAGGUCUGAUUCCCCAUUGUCUUGGAAAUUUGACUUCUUUAACCUCUCUUGAUUUAGCAGGCAAUAGGUUUGAAGGUUCAAUUCCAAAUAGCAUAAGUCGUCUUUGUAGAUUGCAAACUCUAUAUUUAUCUUCUAAUGAACUAAGUGGAUCGUUGAUGGAUUUCUUAGGGGCUCCAUCUGAGUGCCUUUCAUAUAGUUUGCAAAUAUUAGCCUUAAAUAACAACCACUUUACUGGUCAACUACCAAAUCAGUUAUACAAGUAUAAAAAUUUGAAUAUCCUUGCUCUCGAUUCAAAUUCCCUCUCUGGUCCCAUAGCUGAUUCAUUUGGAAAUUUGUCAAUGUUGUCUGGGUUAGAUAUUAGUUACAACAAGUUCAGUGGUAGCAUUCCCACAAGUCUUGGACAACUUUCAGACCUUCACCAUUUAGAUAUUAGUGAAAACAAGUUCAGUGGUAGCAUUCCCACAAGUCUUGGACAACUUUCAAACCUUCGCACUUUAGCAAUAUACCAAAAUUCCUUCCAGGGCAUUCUCUCUGAAUCACAUUUUUCAAAACUUACCAAUCUCAGAGUCUUAAAAAUAUCAGGAAAUUCAUUAUUUCUUGAUGUAAGCUCCAACUGGAUUCCUCCUUUUCAAUUGAAAACCAUUUCCAUGGAUUCAAUCAAAGUUGGCCCUCGCUUUCCACAAUGGCUUCGUACCCAAACAAAAGUUCAUUCCCUAUACAUGUCCAACGCAAGCAUCUCAGACGCUAUCCCUGAUUGGUUUGGAAAUUUAUUUUGCUAUGAAAUAGAUCUCUCUAAAAAUAAUAUUAGAGGAGAACUCCCAAUGAAUGUUGAACUUGGUUACAAGAGUGUUCAAUUUAGUUACCUGACGGAAUUCAAGUUUUCAAGCAAUAAUUUGACUGGUGAAAUUCCAAAGUGGUUAUGCAAUUUACGUUUUGCGAUCCUUGAUAUCUCUUCAAAUAAGUUGUCUGGAGAAAUACCUUUGUGCUUUGGAAAACUACAAGAGUUGGAAUAUUUAGAUUUAGGGAAUAACCAUUUGUUUGGUCACAUUCCAAAUUCAUUAGGAUCUCUAAGUCAACUCCGCUCUCUGCAUUUGCAGAACAACAAACUUGAAGGGGGACUCCCUUCAAGCUUGCACAAUUUAGGAAACUUGAUCACCUUGGAUUUAAGUGGAAAUGGAUUGAUGGAUGUUAUUCCCUCUUGGAUCGGAGGAGGCCUACCAAGUCUCAUGUUUCUUAAUUUUCAGAAAAAUAAAUUCUUUGGAGAUAUUCCAUUUCAAUUGUGUUAUCUGAAAGCUCUUCAGUUGUUGAACUUGGCAAAUAAUAAUAUAUCUGGGCCUAUCCCUCGGUGUUUCAACAACUUCACUGCAAUGGUUAGUGACUCAAGAGAUAACUCGACUUACUUCGACCCAUAUUAUGAGGAAAACAUUCAUGAAGAUAUAAAAGGAUUGGAAUUGGAGUAUACUACAAACCUUAUAUUUCUUAAAUCAAUUGACCUUUCAGGAAAUCAUAUCACUGGAGAGAUCCCAUUAGAAAUGAUGAGUUUGUGUGCAUUGAAUAAUCUAAAUCUUUCUAGAAAUAAUCUGAGUGGGACUAUGCCCGAGACAAUUGGCAAUCUGAGCAAAAUUGAAUCUCUUGAUUUGUCAAUGAAUGCCCUUUCCGGUCCCAUUCCUCAAAGCUUAUCAUCUUUGAAUUUUUUGAGCUAUCUGAAUCUGUCAUUUAACAAGUUAUAUGGAAGAAUACCAAAGGGGCAUCAACUCCAGACCCUCGACGAUCCAUCCAUUUACAUUGGGAACGAAGGACUUUGUGGUGCCCCGCUUUUAAAGAGUUGUCCUGGUGAUGAUAAACCAUCAUUUGUUAAUCAGCCUACAGAAACCAAAUUAACCAAUGAUGAUCAUGAUGAGUUUUUGAUGUGGUUCUACACUGGUUUGGGACCUGGCUUCUUUGUUGGAUUCAUUGGAGUAUUAUGUACUCUAUUGUUCAAGACAUCUUGGCGCUAUGCAUAUUUCAAAUAUCUGGAGAUCACUUUCAACAAAGUGUUUAGUGGCAUUUCAAUUAAACGGAACAUGUUAGUCUUCCAUCAAAUGCUAUUUUUAGUCAAUACGAAUUCAAAUGCUAUUUUAUAUGACCAUCAUAUUCUACGUCAUGCUCUAUUUCUGUUACCCAAUCUUUUUUUAUAAUAUAUUUUGCAGGCGUUGAUGGCAUUGAGAGUUUCCUUUGCGAUAAACGAACUUGUUGCUUAUAUGUGUACUUCUGGCAAUAUAUGUUGCAGUAGCAAUAUGAUCGAUGCUUUAGUAUGUAUUUUGUAAUAAUUUGUUUGCCAUACAUUAUAUUGGAUUCUCAAUAUGUUCUCAACAGAUUUAAUUUGUUGGUCGGUGUUUGUCUUAAACCAUGUCAUUUAUAAUUAUAGUUGAUUUGAUAUCAUGAUGUUGUUUUUA
Messenger RNA from Ipomoea triloba (trilobed morning glory), 2784 nucleotides. RefSeq names its product long chain base biosynthesis protein 2a-like. The transcript is spliced from 2 exons. Gene Ontology annotation, cellular component: plasma membrane; serine palmitoyltransferase complex. The record is from RefSeq and is a predicted model, not a curated record. Bases 172 to 2526 code for a protein of 784 amino acids. Gene Ontology annotation, molecular function: protein binding; pyridoxal phosphate binding; serine C-palmitoyltransferase activity. Lineage: Eukaryota; Viridiplantae; Streptophyta; Magnoliopsida; Solanales; Convolvulaceae. Gene Ontology annotation, biological process: sphingosine biosynthetic process; ceramide biosynthetic process.